UCCAGAUAACAAAAAAAUUAUGUCUUCACUUAUUGACGAUAUUGAAGAAAAAUUUGUUUCUAGAGGAUCAGUUACACAUGUUAUUUUUGACUUUGAUGGUAUUCUUGUUGACACUGAACGACUCUACUCUAAAGCAAAUGAACAAGUAUUAAAGAAACAACAUGGAAAGACUUUUACAAAUAUUGAAAAGGCGUUAAUGAUGGGGAAAGCUAAACCUCUAGCUGUUGAAGCUUUGCUGAAAUCUUUCGGAUUGGAUGACCCUAAAGGAAUUGAAAAAUAUAUGGAAGCAUAUGAUGCUAAACUGGCAGAAUUGCUUAUAGCUGAGACUGAGGUAUUGCCGGGAGCUAUUCCCCUUGUUGACCAUUUACACAAAAGCGGCAUUCCAUUGGCUAUAUGUACAGGUUCUGAUGCUCUCGAAUUUAAACAGAAAACUUCAAACACGGAAAUUUCUAAUUGGUUAGAGAAAAUUCCUCUUCGACUUCUUUGUGGCAGUGACCCAGAAAUAACUUAUUGCAAGCCACAUCCAGAACCUUAUCUAAAAUUAAUGAAACGUUUUGAUGAUGGAGGCCCUGCAAGCCCAGAGAAUGUUUUGGUCUUUGAAGAUUCUGUUAAUGGUGUUCGAAGUGCUUUGGAUGCUGGAUGUACAGUAAUUAUGGUUCCGCAACCCGAAUUUUUGCCUCCCAAUUGGGAAGAGGAUGAACUUCGUGCUCACCCAAAUUUGGUAGAAGUCUUGGAGUCAUUGACUGAGUUUAAGCCUCAAAAUUAUGGUUUGCCUAGUUUUUGUUAG
Messenger RNA from Meloidogyne enterolobii, 787 nucleotides. Lineage: Eukaryota; Metazoa; Nematoda; Chromadorea; Rhabditida; Meloidogynidae. The record is from the annotation of a GenBank genome assembly.